AUGAGUGAAAUGAAAGUUUUGUGUUUUUUCCUUUUUCACGGAGCUUUACUUUUAGGCUCAAAAAGUGAAGAACCAGGUUUAGGUUUUCCAGAAAAUGUAACCAUACAAAUAAUCGAUUCGAAAACCGUUGAAGUUUUCUGGUCGUCCGAAUGGAAAAAUGUCGAAAGAUACGAUGUUACAUACAAUCCAGCAGAAGACAGAAUCGUCACACAAGCAGCAGGUAACAGUCGUUCCGUGAUUCUUCGGGAACUCAGGCCAGACACUCAAUAUCAGGUCAUCGUCACAGCUGUCGUAAAUGGAAAAAAUUACAAAAGUCGACGUAUAGUGUUCAAGACGGCCAAUGCUUCCAAAGACUAUUUAGAACUCGAAUCGGCUAAAUCCACUUUUAAACCACCAAAUCCACGAAAACAUUAUUCUUACGCACCAGAAUUGGUUAAUCCUGAUCCAACAGCUAUAGGAUCGAAAAACACACCUCAGACUUCUACGACAGUUAAGGGAGUAGAAAUAGGAUUGGUUUUGCUUGCACUCGUCGUUUGGAUAAUUGCAAUAGCAUUGUUUUUUCAUAGAUGGGGGAAAAUAAGAAUGCUUAUACCUUAUCAGCCAGAUUAUAAAACUCAACAAUCUUUAAAAGUUCCAGGCACGGGUACGACAAUGAUUACAAACAGGACGGGAAAUUGCGAUUCGCAAACGCACCAAGAUGGUCCAGGCUGCGUUCAGUCGAUAUAUGAGAAGGUGACAGCGUGCCGAUGUUGUUGCGAAUGCAUUGUGGGUGACAGAACAAGAGCAAACGAAGAUUCUGAUAUAGAUGAAUAA
Molecule: messenger RNA, 813 nt
Organism: Pediculus humanus corporis (human body louse)
Lineage: Eukaryota; Metazoa; Arthropoda; Insecta; Psocodea; Pediculidae
Exons: 4
Coding region: 1-813 (270 amino acids)
Molecular function (GO): protein binding
Source: RefSeq, a predicted model, not a curated record